GCGAGCAGCACGUGCACCGCGGGGACGAGUGUAUCGCCGGCGUUCGAAACGGUCGCAAGUGGAUUGAUGCCGUUUGCCUUUGCGGAAUAACGAUAACCGUCCGGAUUCGUGGAUGAAUACAGACUACAACCAGUUUAGCAGAAUGACAAUGGACGUCCACCAGCACAGAAACGUGACGACGGCCGCGUCCUCGUCGCCGCCGUCGCGGUACUCGCCGCCAGUGGCCGCCGGCAUCGCGCAGCCCGUACAGACAUCGUUGCCCGCGGCUGUGGUCGCACUGCACCAGAGGCCGCAGAAGCGAAGUUUCGACGUGGCGUUCCUGAUGGCACCGGACGACUUGAGCAAGCGAAGACCGCGGCCACUGCAGGCCACGCAGCCCAUCGCCCGGUCCGCGUUCACCAAAGUGUCGCCGGACCCGCCGUCAUCGCUGUCGCCUGCGUCGUCGCCGGCCACGCCACCUCCCUCGGAUUUCGCCGCUUACAUGCACCACGGACAGCUCCACCACCAGCAACAUCAACAGCUCCUCUCACAUCACCAGCCGCAACAGGAGUGCAGCCUCAGCCCACCACUGCCGCCGGCCGCGGCGCACUUUAUGUCACCGUUUCCGCUCGGCUUCCGGUCGCCGUUCGCGCUGAUGAUGCCGCCCCGGCCGCAGCCCACCGCGGUCGGCCAUAAAGACUAUCAGUCGCCACUCCAACCACCGCCGCCGUCGCACCACCACCAUCAGCAGCAGCAACAGCAGCAACAGCAGCAACACCAUCACCAGCUGCAGUCGCUGCCGUCGCCUUCGCCCCUGCAGUUCGGGCAAGCGGCUGCUGCAGCGGCGGCCGUGGCUGCGCUCCCGGCCAUGCUGUUGCCCGCGUCGAUCGCCGCGGCCGCGCUCACGUUGCCGUCGCAAAACGUGUGUGCCAAGUGUAACGUGAGCUUCCGCAUGACUUCCGAUCUGGUGUAUCACAUGCGAUCGCACCACAAGGGCGGCGACGGUAACAGUGGCGGUGGCGCCGGUGGCGGUAUCGGCGGCGGCGGCGUCGGCGGAGGGUCGUCGGCGGGCGUCGGUACAGAUGCCAAGAAACGACGGGACAUGGACAAGCUCCGGUGUCCGGUGUGCGACGAGAGCUUCCGGGAGCGGCACCACCUGACGCGGCACAUGACCGCCCAUCAGGACAAAGAGGGCGACCGGCUCGACGACGAGGACGACGCUCCGAUGCAGCAACAGCACCACCAGCCGCUACAGCACCAGCACCAAGGGGCUAAAUGACGUAAGGCGGCCGCGGGCGGACGGAGGCGCAACGCCUCGUACUCACGCUUUGCGGACGAUCAUCGCGUCUAGACGCCCCUCCUCUCUCAUCGCCACUCAUACGUCCUUCCCUCCCCGCCACCGACCACCCACCUCUUCCCAGCCACGUUGAGCGAAUCUCAUUGCUCGUCCGUUAAGCGUACGUUACGUCAUAUUAUCACGAUUCAGUGUAGGUGCCUCGAGUCACUGCAAACGGUGCGCAGCGGUAAAUGUUGUUCGAAUGGUGUGUUGCGUGAACUUUCGUCGUAAGUACACGAAAAAUCUAAAGCCAUACACAUAUUAUUACAUGUCCUCACGCGAAGAUCUCUCCGGUCAGACGACCCUUGUGUAAACAGGGUGUAUCACAACGAUCUGCUACAUUCAAAUGUAAUUUUAAUGUAAAACUGUCAUAUCUCCACGAUACACCGCGUAUAUAUAAUAUUAUAUAAUAUAGAUUUAUCUGACUAACAUGUAUUUACACGUAUUUAUGUCUUAAUUGAUUUAUUGGGGUUUUUUACGAACAAUUCAUAAUCUUAUCUUUAAUUCAAUAAAAUAUUCGAAAAUACAAACCAAAGUGAAAUUUUAACGAAGAUCGGACUAUAUAUAUUCUGGUGUCCUGUUACUGAAGUGUUAAUCAUAUAAUAUAAUAGUUCUUAGAAUACAUUGAAAUCAUCGAUAUAAAAAUAUUGUAUGUAUAACCUAAAUAUAGAGACCAAUAUAUAGGUACCAAUAUUAACCGUGAAUGUAUUACACUAAAUAAUAUAGGUGUAUUUAGGACCUUUUUAAAUGUAUACCCAAAUACCCAUCCAAAUUUCACACAGAUCUCGUUAUAUUAUAGUUAAUGAGAUUUGUUUUAUAGAAUUAUAAUAUUCACAACAAUUGUAAUGUAUACCUACAUAGUUGUUUCUUUUCACAUGUUUUUUAUGUUAUAGAAUCGUGUAGCUUAACGCGAAUUCGCGUUCAAAUAGGAUUAAAAAUUAACUACGACCAAGACGGCUAUAAUAAUUUUCAAUUACUUUGCAUGGAUAAUAUGUAUAUUUUUUUUUUACUCGAAUUCGAUUUUGGCCGGUCUUGUAGUUUUCUUUUUUUAUACAGCAUAUAUAUGUAUACACUUUACCCUCUAAUGCGAAAACAA
Messenger RNA from Rhopalosiphum padi (bird cherry-oat aphid), 2411 nucleotides. RefSeq names its product protein bric-a-brac 1-like. The record is from RefSeq and is a predicted model, not a curated record. Gene Ontology annotation, biological process: regulation of DNA-templated transcription. The transcript has 2 exons. The coding region runs from base 113 to 1258 and encodes 381 amino acids. Gene Ontology annotation, cellular component: nucleus. Lineage: Eukaryota; Metazoa; Arthropoda; Insecta; Hemiptera; Aphididae.